This is a messenger RNA of Dendroctonus ponderosae (mountain pine beetle), 1396 nucleotides long. RefSeq names its product prostaglandin E synthase. The coding region runs from base 615 to 1127 and encodes 170 amino acids. NCBI's taxonomy places the organism in Eukaryota, Metazoa, Arthropoda, Insecta, Coleoptera, Curculionidae. Gene Ontology annotation, cellular component: membrane. The transcript has 3 exons. The record is from RefSeq and is a predicted model, not a curated record.
CUCGUCUUUAUCUAUGAUGGGGUUGCCUGAAAGUCUCCAGAUCUGCCCUUUCCCAUAUCAGCUAUCCUAUACUCGCUUAAAACAAAAUAUCUCAGAAUGUAAUUAGUGGGGAUUCGAGUAUUCUCAUUCUUCCUUGAUCGGUAAAUAAUAACUGAUUUUUUUUGGCAACAAAUGUACGAUUAUCUGGUCCAAAAAAUAGUCAGAUUUUAAAAAAUCGUGUCGGCAAAAUUCUCAGAAACAUUUCUUGAUGUUAAAAGCGUGGUAAAGAAACAUUUCGUAACUUUCCGGUUUAAAGUUCCUACUAUUAUUUCGGUAUUUAUAAAUUAAUUGGAAGUAAAAACCAGUUUUUCCGAUCGAAACCUGAUGCACACCGUUGCUGUCGUCAUUUACAAAAUAUUCGAAUUUGCACCUUGUUGAGACUGCACAGAACAAGUAGGUCGAAUGAUUUAUAAAUAUUAUUGGCGGAGCCAAUCGAUUUUUUUAAUUGAAAACUGAGGCUUUCUCGCGCAUUUCGCUUUUCUCCUUUAAAUUGUCGUAAUUUUGUCCGCUAGCAGUGAGGUGGUCGCAUACGGUGUUUUUAUCGAUUCGUUCCAGCUUUGUAUUUGUGAAAAAACAUGGCAGAUAUUCUAUCGAAUAUCACCUCGAAGAAUGGUGAAGUAGUUGGAGUUCUCACUAUCAACAAUCCCCAAUUUGCCACCUAUUUGAUAGUCGCUUCGUUGUUGAUCUUGAAGAUGUACGGAUUGAUUCUACUUACCAUUUUCCACCGGCAAAAGAACAAGGUUUUUAUAAGUGAGGAAGACACGAAAAUGAGAGGAGAUGGAGGUUCCGUGGGUACUCACCCAGACGUUGAAAGGGUCAGAAGAGCAUUUCAGAACGACUUGGAGAACAUUCCGGCUUUCCUGUUCAUCAGCCUGGCUUACCUCUUUGUUGGCGUCGCGAAUUGGGCAGUACAUCUCCUCUUCUACCUAUUUCUCAUCGCCAGAACUCUUCAUUCUUUAGUCUAUGCCCUCUACGUGAUACCGCAGCCAGCCAGAGCUAUUUGCUUCUGCUUAGGCCUACUCAUUAAUUGCUACCUCAGUUUCCAUGUAUUGGUUUAUGGAUUUUUUACCGGAUAUUUAGGCAAAUAAACUUUUCCCUACUAUUAAUGAAUCGGAGCGGUUUUCAAAUUCUUUAAAUAAUGUUUAACCAGAGACCGUUGCUGUAGAUGCACAUAAAUAAAACACCUAAAUCAAGUGCUUAAAGAUUGUAUUGUAUGAGUAAACAGUUUAAAAAAAUAGGAAAACCUUUUUUAGUUUAUAGUUUCCCUGUUCUUUUUAAGUGAAAACGCACACAGAGAAGUACAAAAAAACACUUGCAUGUACGCAAAUGGUUAAUCAUCCACUCUCUUCUCAGUACU